Molecule: messenger RNA, 569 nt
Organism: Paramuricea clavata
Lineage: Eukaryota; Metazoa; Cnidaria; Anthozoa; Malacalcyonacea; Plexauridae
Source: the annotation of a GenBank genome assembly
AUGUUUAUCAACAUAUGUAGUCUGGCAAAAACAAAAAAUCGAGUACGAGCUGUAGUUGCACUGGAGGCAGACUUGGUCAAUAACGAUAUAGAUGUAUGUGUGGUGAGCGAGAGUCACCUGAAACCUGAAAUGCCAGAUGCUGUGGUGACCAUUCACAAUUAUUCAAUAUUUAUAAGAGAUAGAAGUUGGGAAGGACGCGAUAUGAGAGCAAAAGGAGGGGUAGCAAUAUAUGUUCGGAACAACUUAAAAGUUAUUGAUAUUUAUCGAUCCAGUUUGUACGAACUUAUUGGUGUCACACUUCUGUUACCUACAGGAAACCGUAUGUCGAUAUACGGCCUUUAUCACCCACCUAGGCACAAUUAUCUGGAGAGUGACUUAUUGGAUUAUUUGAUAAAUAUUUCUGACGACGUUCUGGACAAAUAUCCAGACACUGUAAUUGUUUGUGGAGGGGAUUUGAACAGUUUGGACAUAAAACACCUUGAGGAACUAUCAGGAUGGGAUACAAUGGUCGACUUUUCAACAAGGGGUAACGCAUGUUUGGAUAACUGCCUUACAAAUAGAAUAGAUUU